Molecule: messenger RNA, 1846 nt
Organism: Melospiza georgiana
Lineage: Eukaryota; Metazoa; Chordata; Aves; Passeriformes; Passerellidae
Gene: PDIA2
Product: protein disulfide isomerase family A member 2
Exons: 11
Coding region: 183-1802 (539 amino acids)
Biological process (GO): response to endoplasmic reticulum stress; protein folding
Cellular component (GO): endoplasmic reticulum
Molecular function (GO): protein disulfide isomerase activity
Source: RefSeq, a predicted model, not a curated record
GGCCGGGCCAGGUCUCCCUGGCGGGGACGAGCUCUGGAAAACGCCACCUGGUCCCGCUGCCUUAUCGGCCGGGCCGGGCAGCCAGUAGCGGAGGGCCACGAGCCCCAGGGGACAGGCACAACCCGCCCCCAGGUCCCUUAUCUGCGUCCUUCUCCCUGGACAACAUCUCCAGCGCCGGCACCAUGCGCGGCUGCGGGUCCCGGCUGGUUUGGCUGCUGGUGCUGUCGCUGGCCUGGCUGGGCCCGGCUUUGGGGGGCGAGGAUAAGGAUGAAGAGGUGAUAGAAGAGGAGGAAAAGGAGAAGAAAGAGGAUGAAGUGCUCUCAGAUGAGAUCAAGGAGGAGGACAAUGUCCUGGUGCUCCAUGAGCACAACUUUGCCCGUGCCCUGAGUGAGCACCAGCUGCUGCUGGUGGAGUUCUACGCGCCGUGGUGUGGGCACUGCCAGCAGCUGGCUCCUGCCUUUGCCCAGGCAGCCACCGAGCUGAGGAACGAGUCCAGCCCAGCCCGGCUGGGCAAGGUGGAUGCCACGGCACAGACAGCCCUGGCCACUGAGUUUGGCAUCACCUCCUACCCCACGCUCAAGCUCUUCCGUGAUGGCAACCGCACCCACCCCCUGGAAUACACCGGCCGCAGGGACAGCCGGGGCAUCGUGCUCUGGAUGCAGCGCCGGGCGGGCCCCAGCGCCACGCUGCUGCAGGACACCGACACCACCGCAGCCUUCAUCGACUCCCGGGACCUGGUGGCCAUCGGCUUCUUCAAGGACCUGGAGGGUGAGGCAGCCCAGGCGUUCUUCGAGGUGGCUGCAGAGAUGGUGGACCUGACGUUCGGCGUGGCAGAGGCAGCUGAGCUCUUCCAGGCCUACGGGCUGUCAGCUGACACCGUCUGCCUGUUCAAGAAGUUUGAUGAGAGACAGACAAACUUCCCUGUGGACCCGGCACGGGGGCUGGACACGGCCGAGCUCACGCGGCUGCUCCGCGUCCACAGCCUGCAGCUGGUGAUGGAGUUCACCAACGAGACCUCCAACCAGAUCUUCAGUGCCAAGAUCCCCCAUCACAUGCUGCUCUUCCUCAACAAGUCCUCACCGGAGCAGCUGUCGCUGCAGGACGGCUUCAGGGCAGCUGCCGGUGGCUUCAGGGGUGAGGUGCUCUUUGUGGUGGUGGAUGUAGCCGGGCACGGCGCCAAUGUCCUGUCCUUCUUUGGCAUGACCGCUGCUGACGCCCCCACCCUGCGCCUGGUGAGGAUGAAGAACAACCGCAAGUACCAGAUGGAGCAGGACAACUUCUCGGAGUCGGCCAUCCGCACCUUCAUCCAGGGCGUGCUGGAUGGCAAGAUCAAGCCUCACCUGCUGAGUGCAGAGCCCCCUGAGGACUGGGACACACGGCCUGUUAAAGUCCUGGUGGGGAAGACCUUCGAGCAGGUGGCUUUCGAUGAGACCAAGAACGUCUUUGUCAAGUUCUAUGCACCAUGGUGCCCCCACUGCCAGGCCAUGGAGGCCGCCUGGGAGGAGCUGGCCGAGCGCUACAAGGACCGCGAGGACAUCGUCAUGGCCAAGAUGGACUCCACGGCCAACGAGCUGGAGAACAUCACCAUCCACGGCUACCCCACCCUGCACUACUUCCCUGCAGGGCCGGGCAGGAAGAUGAUUGAGUAUAAGAGCAGCCGAGAUGUGGAGACCUUCUCCAAGUUCCUGGAAAACGGGGGGACGCUGCCUGAGGAGCCUCCGGUGACCAAGGCCCCUGGGAACGGCACGGGCAAGGAGGACCCGAGUGCGCCGCGGACGGACGGAUCCCGGGAUGAGCUGUGAGCCCUGUCCCACUCAGGCAUGUGCUAUAAACCACCUGGAAACAA